Molecule: messenger RNA, 1299 nt
Organism: Penicillium coprophilum
Lineage: Eukaryota; Fungi; Ascomycota; Eurotiomycetes; Eurotiales; Aspergillaceae
Product: SGNH/GDSL hydrolase family protein
Exons: 4
Coding region: 1-1299 (432 amino acids)
Molecular function (GO): hydrolase activity, acting on ester bonds
Source: RefSeq, a predicted model, not a curated record
AUGUUUCAACUAAGAUCUAUAUUUCCAAUCGCUCUCUGCGUCCAUUUAGUGUCGUCCUACCCUUUACUGGCCCAACGGAAUUAUGACGCCGAGGCGAGAGACUCCCACUGGGUGAAUAUAUGGACCACAAUGCCCCAGUUGGUCGAACCCAAAAAUCUACCGCCUCUUCCAUUUAAUGGAUCCACCUCUGUCUUCGGUAACACUACUAUCCGUCAAACUCUCCAGGUUCCAUUGGCUGCACGAGAUAUCCGUAUUCGACUCUCUAAUGCAUUUGGACAAAACGAUCUCAAGAUCACAAAAGUGACUAUCAGUCUACCAGCGAAGCAGCAAGCGGGAGUCAGCGACCUACAGACAGAGACAUUGAAAACUAUUCUCUUCAAUGGAAGCCCGGAUGUGGAGAUCUCGAACGGUGGACUGAUUGUGUCUGACCCAAUAAAGUUCCACGUGAAGGCCCAAUCAGUUCUCAUGAUCAACAUAUAUCUCGCAGAGGGCCAGCAGGGUUUCUCAAUUACUGGUCAUCCUGGAAGCAGGACGACUUCGUACCUGACUUUCGGGGAUUGGACUGGCGCAGAGAACCUCACAGACUCCUCUGUUAAAAGCACAGAUCAUUGGUACUUCAUCAGUGGAAUAGAGGCUUUACUACCUUCCGAGACUAGUGGCUUUGUGAUCAUUGGAGAUAGUAUUACCGAUGGGCGAGGAAGCACUGCAAAUGGCAAUAAUCGCUGGCCGGAUCUAUUGCUAGCAAGAAUGCAAAAGCAUAGACCCACGUCAAACAUCGCCAUUCUCAAUCAGGCCGCUGGCGGGAAUCGUAUUCUACAUGAUGACCUCGGUCCAAGUGUGAUCAGCCGUCUUGACCGGGACGUUCUAGCACAAUCUGGAGUGAAAUAUGCGAUGAUCUUUGAAGGCGUCAAUGAUAUUGGCUUUGCUGAUACCGAUACAGCCAUACAAGCGGACAUUGAGAAGAAACUCAUUGCAGCAUAUCAACAGAUCGCGACACGGGUGCAUGCUCUAGGUAUUCCGAUCUUUGGUGCUACCAUCACACCGUUCGGCUCGUCACCGAGCUCUGACUAUGUACAGCCUUAUUCAAACAUUGUGCGGGAGAAGACUCGUCAACGAGUCAAUAAGUUUAUCCGGGAAAGUGGUGUGUUUGAUGCGGUACUGGAUUUUGACCGGGUUGUGAGGGAUCCGCAGGCGCCCACUCAGUUGCUGGAGAAAUAUGAUUCAGGAGAUCACCUUCAUCCUAAUGUGGCGGGUUAUCAGGCGUUGGCCGAUCAAUUUCCUCUCGCAGUGUUCGAAUGA